This is a messenger RNA of Paramisgurnus dabryanus, 2027 nucleotides long. The record is from RefSeq and is a predicted model, not a curated record. NCBI's taxonomy places the organism in Eukaryota, Metazoa, Chordata, Actinopteri, Cypriniformes, Cobitidae.
UCGGACAAAACUCCGAUCAUAUUCGACCUUUUGAACCCAACUAAAAGACAUAGAUAUCUCUAGUCAGAAAUAAUAUUCAUCUCAAGUUGCUGACAUUGAAUUGAAGAGAUCGCAUUUUUGCACAAGGAUGAAUAAGGUGGCAGUUUUUGUGAUUUUUGUGAGCCAUUUCUUCACAUCUCUGGGGCAAGACUGUUGGUGUGGACAGGAACUCCAAAACAAUGUCCGACAGUUUCAAAAGCUUCUGUCCGGUCACGAGACGUCAUUCCUACACAGUCUACGGAGCUUCCGCAAGAAACUCAACCUGUUACAGAACAGCACAGUUAAACACAACAAACUCAACACAGGCUGUCCUGCUCCUGAGCCGGUGGCUAAUGGGCGAAUCCUGGGCCGUGUGUUUAAAGUGGGCCACGAGAUCCACUUCUUGUGUAGUCCUGGGUUUCAGCUGAUAGGACCGGAGACCAGACUGUGCCUUGAUUCCCAGAUCUGGAGUGGAAAACAACCGUACUGCAAGUUUGUGGACACCACUGAAUACAACAAUGCAUCAGGAUCUUCUUCUUCAUCUUCAUCUUCCGCUCAUCCUCAAACCUUCACACGACCACCACGCUGUAUUGAGUUUCUGGGCUCCACUCACUGCACCUGUGAUCAGGGCUUCAGUAUCUCCAGCCAGAACACAACACUGUGCAAAGACAUUGAUGAAUGUGAGCUCUUCCAUCAAACCCAACCUGGCCGUCUGUGUUUGCACACCUGUGUGAAUACGUUUGGAAGCUUCAUCUGUCAGUGUCCAUCAGGUUACAGCCUUGGUCGUGAUAGCAGAAGCUGCUACGACAUGGACGAGUGUGCGACAGGGAUUCAUAACUGCAAUGGUGAGCAGCUGUGUGUGAAUACACACGGAGGUUAUCGCUGUAUGGAGGUGGAGUGCCCUCACUUUCGAAACGCCACAUACGUUAAAACCUCAGCGCUGCGCUGUGACCGUAACCCUUGUCUUCAAGAGGAUAAACUCUGUCUCCAAGCACCAGUCUCUGUUAACUUCCAUUUCAUGUCUGUGGUAUCCAACAUGUCAACACCCACCGUCCUCUUCCAGUUGUCCGCUGCACGUGUCCUGGGCGACACGUUCCGAUUCGGUUUGCUGGGUAACCGGGGACUCCAGCACUUCAGCAUCCAGCGGUCGGGCAGACAGACGGGAGAGCUGGUGCUGGUGAACUCCGUCCAGGGCCCUGCAACGCUACAGGCCGACAUAGAAAUGAGCGAGUUGGAAAGGAGAGUGCUGCUCGGUCGAUACGUCACAAAGGUUACUCUCCUAGUGUCUCCAUAUACCUUUUAAGGACCACAGGAGACAGACUGACAAUACUGUGAAAUAAUUUACAGGCGGGAUAUUGGCACUCGCGCCUGGGGCUGCAAGAUAGUGGCGCUAUUAUACUCAUUUCUAAGGUGACGAUUUAAGAGGACAAAGGAACUUUUUAUUGCAAGCUGAGAGUAAUUUUCGUCCUCAGAGUAGAUAAGAAGGUGGAAAAAAUCCAUUUUUAUUUCCGCCAUUUCCUGCAAUGCAUUUUUGCUGCAUUGUAGCUACUCUUGAUAUGUUUGGGCAGUUUUUAAAUGAGACAAUCAUCCAAGAUUUCAUUUGUAAAGGUUAGUGUCAAGCUGCAUAACCAAAAUAGAUACAAAAUUAAAAGUGUCCUUGCAUUUGAAUGCAUUAACUGGACCCAGAGAGCAUUACAUCCCAUUCUACAUUUUCUUUUAUGCAUGCACUUUGCUAAUAUUUUAUGUUAUAGAAGAUGUUUUACAAGUGCCCAGUUCUUUUUGGAGUGCUUUUAAAACUGAAACGAAAUAAGGCUUUUUAAAAACAAAUGAGGAAAGGUUGCAGAUUUGAAGAGCUCUCAGAGCUAUGCCCAAAAUCUGGAUGAGGUAAAGCAAUGGGGCCAUUUAAAAAACACUUUAUGACCGUAGACAUACAGUAAAAAUAAAAUCUAUGUAGUCCUCUGAACACUGCCAUUGUAUUAUAUAAUUUUUUAAACCAAACUGGCUUCUAA